AUGUCGGCCCCGGCCCAGGCAGACCCGCAGCCGCCCUGCGGGGCCCGCCCGGCUCCGCCCCCCGCACGGGGGCUAAUAGCCACGCCCACCUCUGGCCCCGCCCCUCGUCCGGACACGCCCCCUGCAGGACGCAUCGCCAACCGCAGGCCACGCCCCCUCCCUGGCCACGCCCCUCGUCCGGACACGCCCCCUGCAGGCCACAUCGCCUCCCGUGGCCACGCCCCCCGAAUAGGCCACGCCCCCGGCAGGACGCCGCCAAUCGCAGGCCACGCCCCCCACUUCAGGCCACGCCCCCUACAGGCUACGCCGCCGCCGCCGUCCACUAGCCACGCCCCCGGCAGGAGGCACCGCCAAUCGCAGGCCACGCCCUCUCGGCAGGCCACGCCCCCUCGUUCGGACACGCCCCCUGCAGGCCACAUCGCCUCCCGUGGCCACGCCCCCCGAAUAGGCCACGCCCCCGGCAGGACGCCGCCAAUCGCAGGCCACGCCCCCACUGCAGGCCACGCCCCCUACAGGCUACGCCGCCGCCGUCGUCCACUAGCCACGCCCCCGGCAGGAGGCACCGCCAAUCGCAGGCCACGCCCUCUCGGCAGGCCACGCCCCCUCGUCCGGACACGCCCCCUGCAGGCCACAUCGCCUCCCGUGGCCACGCCCCCCGAAUAG
This is a messenger RNA of Ornithorhynchus anatinus (platypus), 663 nucleotides long. RefSeq names its product proline-rich protein 2. The coding region runs from base 1 to 663 and encodes 220 amino acids. The transcript has 2 exons. The record is from RefSeq and is a predicted model, not a curated record. Lineage: Eukaryota; Metazoa; Chordata; Mammalia; Monotremata; Ornithorhynchidae.